AUGAUCAUUCGACAGGUUCAUCAGUCAAAUCUCCAUGCAGGAAUCCAAAGUACUCUUCAGGCCAUUCGAACAAAAUUCUGGAUUUUAAACGGCAAGGAUCAAAUUAGGAAACUUGUCUGUCAAUGUGUUGAAUGCAUCCGCCAGAAACCAAAGUUGGUUCACGCUCAGAUGGCUGAUUUGCCUAGAGCUAGAGUCAACGAAGCACCAGCUUUCUCGCGCACAGGUGUCGAUUUCUUUGGACCAAUUCUCAUCAAGGAGAAGAAGGAUCGCAACCGAUCCUUCCUCAAGGCCUACGGUUGUGUUCGUUUGCAUGGUUUCAAAGGCCGUACAUAG
Diachasma alloeum is the source of this 333-nucleotide messenger RNA. RefSeq lists its product as uncharacterized. NCBI's taxonomy places the organism in Eukaryota, Metazoa, Arthropoda, Insecta, Hymenoptera, Braconidae. The transcript has a single exon. The record is from RefSeq and is a predicted model, not a curated record. The coding region runs from base 1 to 333 and encodes 110 amino acids.